Messenger RNA from Phacochoerus africanus (Common warthog), 615 nucleotides. It is a transcript of the gene PLA2G2A, whose product is annotated as phospholipase A2 group IIA. NCBI's taxonomy places the organism in Eukaryota, Metazoa, Chordata, Mammalia, Artiodactyla, Suidae. Gene Ontology annotation, biological process: lipid catabolic process; negative regulation of T cell proliferation; arachidonate secretion. The coding region runs from base 1 to 615 and encodes 204 amino acids. The transcript is spliced from 5 exons. Gene Ontology annotation, molecular function: phospholipid binding; calcium ion binding. The record is from RefSeq and is a predicted model, not a curated record.
AUGAAGACCCUCCUGCUAUUGGCAGUGAUCAUGGCAUUUGGCUUGCUGCAGGUCCAGGGGAAUGUGCUGAAUUUCCACAAAAUGAUCAAGUUGAAGACAGGAAAGUCACCCGUGCCCAAUUACGCCUUCUAUGGUUGCUACUGUGGCCUGGGAGGCAAAGCAUCGCCCAAGGAUGCAACUGAUUUCUCUCGUCACAGGUGCUGUGCUGCCCAUGACUGUUGCUACAAGCAGCUUAAGGAACACCUGUCCAGCACCAAGUUACUGAACUACAAGUUUGUGUUCCACCAGGGCCAAACCAUUGGGAGCGAGGUCACAAGUGACCCAGAGACCAAUCACUACGAAGGAAAAAGGGAUGACCAUCACUGGCUUGCACCCAUCAUGAGCCAUUCCCAGGCCUCUGUGUUCCGUGCUGGUGUCCCCAUCAGGCUGGGCGUGGCCUUGCUGAGGGGGCAGGGAUUCUGCCUCCCCAUCAAGCCACAGGACGACUGUAGAAGACAACUGUGUCAAUGUGAUAAAACAGCUGCCGAUUGUUUUGCAAGAAACCUGAGGACCUAUAAUGUAAAGCUCCAAUAUUACAGCAAUCUGAGGUGCACUGGGACUGCCCCCAAGUGCUGA